GGGAGGGUGCGGGGCAUCUAUGCCCACCAUAGAUGGGGACCCUUGGGAGGAYGAAGUGUCGGGGUUGAGGAGGCUGCUGGGCACCCAUAGCUGGGCUGUCCCAUGGCGAAGGCCGGGCACGCCUGGAGCCGCGCGGCAAAGGAGCAGGAGGACGAGGAGGGCGAGGAUCCCGUGGACGCCAUGAUCGCGCGGACCGGCUGCCUGGAGCAGCACCGGCAGCUUCAGGAGUGCAUGGCCGAGCGGCAGGACUGGCGCCACUGCCAGGCAGAGGUCCGGGCCUUCGGGGCCUGCAUGGCCCGGCGGCAGCAGCGGGAGCGCGGAGCGAGCCCGGCCCAGCCCACGGACUGACAGCGCCCGGGACUCCCGACAGCCCCCCAGGAAUGGGGGGAGCUGUGCCCUUCGCCCCUUUCUUGAUUUUUUUUUAAUCAAACUGCUGGGAAACGCGGAAUUAAAUCUUGUGGCAUUUGGCUUC
Malurus melanocephalus (red-backed fairy wren) is the source of this 472-nucleotide messenger RNA. RefSeq names its product cytochrome c oxidase assembly factor 4 homolog, mitochondrial. The coding region runs from base 103 to 348 and encodes 81 amino acids. The record is from RefSeq and is a predicted model, not a curated record. Lineage: Eukaryota; Metazoa; Chordata; Aves; Passeriformes; Maluridae. The transcript is spliced from 2 exons. Gene Ontology annotation, biological process: mitochondrial respiratory chain complex IV assembly. Gene Ontology annotation, cellular component: mitochondrial intermembrane space.